Messenger RNA from Pogonomyrmex barbatus (red harvester ant), 2746 nucleotides. Its product is annotated as glutaryl-CoA dehydrogenase, mitochondrial. Gene Ontology annotation, cellular component: mitochondrial inner membrane. Gene Ontology annotation, biological process: fatty-acyl-CoA biosynthetic process; fatty acid beta-oxidation using acyl-CoA dehydrogenase. Gene Ontology annotation, molecular function: fatty-acyl-CoA binding; glutaryl-CoA dehydrogenase activity; flavin adenine dinucleotide binding. The record is from RefSeq and is a predicted model, not a curated record. NCBI's taxonomy places the organism in Eukaryota, Metazoa, Arthropoda, Insecta, Hymenoptera, Formicidae.
GAUAAGAAAUUGAUAGGAAAUUAAUUAUGAUUAAAGAUCGCCGCGCAUUCAUUGGCAUGUAUAAUUCAAAUUAUAUGAUUUAUAAAAUUCAUAUAAAAUUUGUGAUUAUUUUCAUAUUUUUGUUAUAAUUCUGUUAGACUCUUAUAUAAGUAUGAUUACUUAUUACUUCUUAUGAAUAUAAGCAUAAUUACUUGUUAUUUCUUAAAAAUUUUAAGCCAGACAAAACAAUUUUGUCAGUACACUUUUUAAUCAAAGGUAACGCGUUAUUUAUAACGCCGUUAUCGUUACAAUUACUUUCUUCAGUAUCAAAUUGGUAACGACUUUAUAUUUUUUUAUUAGUAAUAGUAACGGUAACGCAGUUACAUUUUUACAGAGUUAGGGUUAAUAUAAGAUAUGUACUCGUCAAUGUACAAGCGAAAUAUGUAUUUAUAUCGUUAUAUUUAUUGUCGAAGAUAGAGGAUGUUGAUUCGAAAUGAACAUCCGUCCACUUAAUUAUCGUAUAUACAAUCGUAUAUUUAAUAUUAACGCAAUUAAUGUUUUUUAGUAAAUCGAUAACACAAAGCUGUUGUACUUUGAACUACUUCUCAAUGUUUGUUUAUUGUGUAAGUUUAUCAUUGUUAUCAUCCUGUCAUUUUUUUCCUUUUUCUUUUAUAUUGCGGACGAUUUGUGGAAAAUAUUCUGCAAUGUCGGAUUUUCGGAAAUGUACAUAUGACUUUUCUGUAAGUACUUUUGCAAAUAAAACGUAGAACCUACACGAAAAAAAUAUCUCUGAUGAUUUUGCACUGCAGAGAUUUGAAGUUGGAUGAAUCUUUUUUGCACUGUAGAGAUUUGAAGUUGGAUGAACAUUAAAACUCAAACGAUUUGUCGAUGAAAAUCAAGCAGAUAGCCAUCGAUUUAAAAAAGAAACUAAACGACCAUUCGAAUUUGCCUCGAAAUUAUUAUUGAGCCAAUCAAAAACACAGCCAAUAGCUAUGUGAUGACUCACUCUUACGUUGCUUUCGCAAGAACCUGCUGAAUCGUCGGCUACUGCGUAGUCGAGGUCCAAGUUCACCAAAGUAGCGAAUGAAAAUUUAUGUUAAACCGCUUAGAAAACGUCAGAAAAUCUUGAUCGCUCGUUGCAGACACGCCUUCAGGCGCGGCUGAUAACAGGAUAUUUUUUUAUAAGCUCGAAAUCGCAGUGUUGUUCUGUCGUUAUCAUCAGUCGUUGCUCAACAUGGCGAGCCAUUUGCUGGUGAGAGUUAGCCGUUUGUGUCGCGUUAAUUCCACAAGGCAGAUCUCUGCCUCUACAUCGCUUCGAGGGAGACCUGCCUUCAAUUGGGAGGAUCCAUUCGAUCUCCAGUCGCAAUUGACGCAGGAUGAAGUCCUGAUGAGGGAUCAGUUCCGUUCCUACUGUCAGGAACAGCUCCUGCCGGGCGUGAUCGAGGCAAAUCGCAAGGAGCACUUCGAUCGGGAGAUCAUAAAGCAGAUGGGUCAGCUCGGGGUGCUGGGCUGCACCAUGAAGGGUUACGGCGCUGCCGGGGUGUCUUCGGUGGCUUACGGGCUUCUCGCCAAAGAGAUUGAGAGCGUUGACAGUGGAUAUCGAUCCGCAUUCUCGGUGCAGUCCUCCCUCUCGGCUGGUGCGAUUUACAUGUUCGGCAGCGAUGCCCAGAAAGAUCGAUUUUUACCUAAAAUGGUUUCCGGAGAAAAGAUCGGCUGCUUCGGCUUAACGGAGCCCAAUCACGGUAGCGAUGCAGGAUCGAUGGAAACUAGGGCGACUUAUGACUCCAAUAGAAAAGUCUACAAAUUGAACGGCAGUAAAACAUGGAUCUCGAACUCGCCCAUCGCCGACGUAUUGAUUGUGUGGGCGAAAUGUGACGACGGUAAUGUUCGCGGGUUCAUCAUUGAGAGAAAAGCUGCGGGAGAUAGUUUAUCCACUCCAAAGAUCGAGGGGAAGUUUUCUCUGAGAACGUCCAUCACCGGUAUGAUCCUGAUGGACAAUGUAAUUGUGCCUGAGGAAAAUUUGUUGAAUGUUGUGGGACUCAAGGGACCGUUCAGUUGCUUGAGCAACGCGCGAUACGGCAUCGCCUGGGGUGCGUUAGGCGCUGCGGAGGCCUGCCUGAAGAUCGCCCGAGGUUACACCCUGGAGAGACAACAGUUCAAGAGACCGUUAGCGGCGAAUCAACUCGUGCAGAAAAAAUUGGCGGACAUGAUGUGCGACAUCGCGCUAGGUCUCCAAGCCUGCUUGCGAGUCGGUAGAUUGAAGGACGAGAACAAAGCCGCGCCGGAAAUGAUUUCCAUCAUAAAGAGAAACUCGGCCGUGAAGGCGCUGGAGAUUGCGCGAACCGCGCGAGAUAUGCUGGGCGGAAAUGGGAUUUCGGACGAGUACCACGUGAUCAGGCACAUGAUGAAUCUGGAAACGGUGAACACCUACGAAGGUACAAACGAUAUUCACGCACUGAUCCUCGGGAGGGCAGUCACCGGUAUCCCUGCGUUUUCGGGAUAAGCGAUGUCUUCUCUCAGAUGUCCGAAACGAAAGACUGUCUUUGCCAAGAUGCGCGUACCACGUGCCAUCCAAUUUUUAUUUAAGCCUUUGACGUGCUCACGUAUCAUAUUCGGUCAAUUCUUUCGAUCACUAAUUACUUUUAUAAUGAAAUUAUUUUUUUGUAUAUUUUGAUAUACAAAUGUAUUCCGAAAUGUAUUAAACAGUUAAAACUAUUUUUUUACGAAAGGUUGAGGACCUAAUAAAUUGUAUUGCACUUUUGAAGAA